AUGGCUGAUAUAGACUAUUCCAAGUGGGACAAGAUAAAUUACGAAGAAGGUGAAGAACAAAAAGUCGAGCUUGACUAUGAAAUCGACUCGGACGGAGAACCUCCUGAAGACCAGGUUGGCGAUCAACGCAAUAUCAAGAGAGAAAAAUAAUGAUAAAAUAGUCGUCAAGGAGAUCAUGAAGGUCGGAUCUGGUCUCAGCAAACCUGGGAAGCCUUAUAUUGUCCUAGUACAUGCCCUUGGGUACACUAAGAGCAAGUUCUGCUUCCUUCCACUGAAGAAGAACGUGAAAAUGACUCUUGGAGAUGCCAGACUUCCCUCUGGUCUUUGGAAAUCCAUUGAGCACAUGAAGAAAGGCGAAUGUGCCAAAAUUUGGAUCAAGCCUGGAGAAUUUGGCUUCGGCAGGGAACGCAACCCAGAAGCCCUCCAGUGGCCAGAUUUGGUCAAAGAUGACGAAGAACUCAAGCAAAAGCUUCGAGAUGAAGAGAUUUACUACGAAAUUGAGCUACUUGACUGGAUCGUCAGAUCAGAUAUACUAGGUGAUGGCCAACUCAUGAAAACUUAUGAGACCAAAGGAAAAGGUCUUGAAAGAUGUGGAGACGAUGAUGAAGUCGUUAUUGAUUACAAGAUCUCCAAACUUGAUGAAAACACAAACGAGACUGAAAUCGAAUCCGGAGAAAAUGAAGUUCUAAACAUGAUCAAUUACCAAUCAGAGCUCGCUCAGAGUAAAUCCGCUUAUUCUGAAAAGCUGGAUGCUAAGCUUGGUAUUGACACGAAGCCUCCAGAAACUACUUGUCCCUCUCUUGAGCUUCAGACUAAUGAGAAGUUUACUUUCAUCAUUAAAAGGAUUCUGAAAACAAUGAAAUUAGGGGAGAAAAGUUUCACCGUAGUUCAACACGGUUGGAUGCAAAAGAAUGACCCAAAAGGAGCAGCCAGAUACGACCUAAAAGAGACCGAAAGACUCAAAGUAGACAUUGAGUUCAAGCAAAUGAUCCACAUAGAAGAUUUUUACAAAGACUCCACUACCUAUAUCAGAACAAUUGACAAAGGAACAGGCACUGGAUCUCCUCUAUCAGAUAGCAUUAUCGCUCUUAACAUCAAAAUAGCAUACAGCAGGGUUAGCGAGGAGGAUAAGGAAGAGGUCCUAUGUGAAAAUGAAAAGCCUGUUGAGUAUGCUCUCGAUGAAUACACUGUCCCUCCACUUAUCAGAAACAUCAUGAAGACCUUUAAGCAUCAGCAAAAAGCUGAGAUCCAUACAAUUCUUAAGGAAGAGUGCACUCCUGAGUUUGAUGAUGAGGAAAACGGCAUGUUUAAAAAGGAAUUUUUCGAUAAAGUUGGUCAAACAGAUGAAGCUACUGGAAACCAAAGAUGGAUUGUCUUCAAGAUUGAGCUGGUCGCCUUCGAGACCCCAGAAGCAAUGCAUGGACUUUACCUUGAAGAUAAGAUCCCUAGGCUUCUGAAGAUGAAAGAUAUUGCAGGCAAGUUCUUUAAAGCGAAGGAUUGGCCCAAAGCUUGUAAACAGUAUCAAAGAAUGUACAGUCACUUCAAUCUUAAGGAUAUCUACAAUAACUUGCAGAACGAAGACAUAGAGUCAGAGGAGUACAAGAAUAAAAUCGCUGAAUGCAAGAAAAUCGAGCUACAAUCCCUGACCAAUAUCUGUGUGGUAAAAUCCAAGAUGGGUGACUGGCAAGACAUUGUAGACAUCAGCCCAAAGGCAUUAGAAAUCGACCCUGAUAACAUAAAGGCUCUGUUCUUCAGAGGGAAGGCCUUACUGAACCUCCUGGAAUACGAUAAUGCCUCUGAAUGCUUCACUAAAAUCCUAUCUCUAGAUCCAAAGAAUGGAGUCACGCUGAAGGAAGUACAGAAUUUGAAGCAAGAGAAGAAGAAGUACUUUGAAAAGCAGAAGAAAAUGUAUAAAUUCAUUUAAUCUUCAACUUCUGA
This is a messenger RNA of Moneuplotes crassus, 1938 nucleotides long. Lineage: Eukaryota; Ciliophora; Spirotrichea; Euplotida; Euplotidae. The record is from the annotation of a GenBank genome assembly.